Molecule: messenger RNA, 1386 nt
Organism: Pseudocercospora fijiensis CIRAD86
Lineage: Eukaryota; Fungi; Ascomycota; Dothideomycetes; Mycosphaerellales; Mycosphaerellaceae
Exons: 8
Coding region: 1-1386 (461 amino acids)
Source: RefSeq, a predicted model, not a curated record
AUGCCACCAGCAAGAGCAUCCUUCCAUUGCUUGCAUGCUAAUAUCUGGUCUGUGUGUACGACCUUGGAAGCGAGCUAUGCUUCGAAGUUGCAUCUUCCAGACAUUAUUCUGGCGAUUGUGUCGGAGUCGUUCCGUUUCCUAGCAUCUUUCAAAGCUGAAGACUUGACAAGGACGAGCAUGGGGACUUCUCAGCCAGAUACUUGCGCAUUGCGCUUGUACAGCUUCAGGCUCAUGAUCUCUCUGCCGACGAACACAGUGCAUACUGUAGAAUGUGCUGCCAGUAGCUUCCGCUAUGAAGUCUCCGCGCAACUGUUAACUUUGACGACGUUGAACGUGGUUGCGCCUCAAGCGAUCUGCGCAGAGGGCCCUGACGAUCCGGUGGUAUCAACGCCUGCAUCCCUCACACUCCUUGGAGACAACGCCCAGUUCCACUUCGCAGCCGUGUUCGUUGGAAUGAGGAACCGGAUCACCAUCUUCAGCACCCUCUCUUCCUUCCUGGCGCAAUACUCGGCAGCGUCUUCUUCUUCUGGUGUCGGAGACUACAUCGCGGCUGGACUUCGAAAGGAUGCAUCGAGCACGACCAUAGCUUCUUCGAACUCGGUUUUGACAUCCUCAUCACCUUCUUUCGCGGCAUCCAGGAAUACCACAACCAACACUCUUUUCAUCAACAGCGAUCAUGCGGCGUUAAUAUCAUCCACAUCAUCGUCGGGCGGGAUGAGCAAUUCACAUCACUCCAUGGACGUCACCACAUCGACAGGCAGCUUUGCACCAGUAACAUCCGCGAACAGCUCCAUAUUCCAUUCAAGCACUGGAUCAACAUCAACGUCCGCGAACAGCUCGAUACAUCAUUUCAUGAACCUUGCUGCACCUUCAGUCAGCGCACACAAUCUUACGCACUCCAACAGCAGCAGAAACGCAUCAUUAGACGAUAGCUGUUGGAACUCAUGGAGCUCCCAUUGGAACUUGUUGAAUCCUAUCAAAACGACAUAUGUCACGACCGCGGUGUCAACCGACAUCCAGCCGGUAACCUCGGACAGCUCUACCGCAUUCUGGUAUGUGACCGUGGUACAGCUAACGACGGUCACUCAAUUUGAUGGCGCGCAUGCCAUUGCCACGAGUGCAUUCACAGACACUGAAACCUAUUCCUUCCCUUCCACCACGACCAUUGGAAUCAGCACUGUCACCGAGACCAUCACAACGUCAGUGUCCGCUCCAACUGAAGGCAUAACAGCGCCUCCUUGCGCAUUGCCCUCGUUUGUUCCCCACUCGCAUCCGGCCUGGUCCAGCCCGAAUGCGUCCCCCGAACGAUCGGGACGAUUCAGCCAAAUCAAACAUUCAGUAUUGAAUUCCGAAAUGAAGGAGCUACGAAGAAAGACCAAUCAGUAA